AUGCUUCAACAAACUCACACUGACCCUUUUUUCACUUCUGGUUUUGGGUUUAGAGUCAGGCCUCCCAGAGCUAUUUCCAUGGACCACCGAACCAAUGUCUUUAAACCCAAAGAAAAGCUCUUUACUUCUUCUUCUUUUUCCUCAUCGUCAUCCUCUUCUUCUCUGUUGUCGAAGCAGCCUCUGCGAUAUCAGAACUCAAUCUUAACUUGUCGUGCCACGCGUGAUUCUCAGGAGACUUCACCCAGGGAGGAUGAGUCGCCUAUCCAUGGAUUGUCUGAGACCAUUGUUGGUGUCUUGGGAGGAGGUCAACUGGGUCGCAUGCUUUGCCAAGCGGCUUCACAAAUGGCUAUCAAAGUCAUGGUCUUGGAUCCUCAACAGAACUGCCCUGCAAGUGCUCUGGCCUACCAUCAUAUGGUUGGAAGUUUUGAUGAUAGUGCUACUGUGGAAGAGUUUGCUAAGAGAUGUGGAGUAUUGACUGUUGAAAUCGAACAUGUGGAUGCUACAACUUUGGAGAGACUUGAGCAACAGGGAGUCGAUUGCCAUCCAAAAGCCUCUACUAUCCGAAUAAUCCAGGAUAAAUAUCUUCAGAAGGUUCAUUUUUCUCAGCAUGAUAUUCCGCUACCUGAGUUUAUGCAGAUAGAUGAUUUUGAAGGUGCCAAGAGAGCGGGGAACCUAUUUGGCUAUCCUCUUAUGAUAAAGAGUAAAAGGUUAGCCUAUGAUGGGCGGGGAAAUGCUGUUGCUAAAAGUGAGGAGGAGCUUUCUUCUGCCAUUGCUGUUCUUGGAGGGUUUGAUCGUGGUUUGUAUGUUGAGAAAUGGGCCCCAUUUGUGAAGGAGCUAGCUGUCAUUGUUGCAAGAGGAAGAGAUAAUUCCAUCUUAUGCUAUCCUGUUGUUGAAACCAUUCACAGGGAAAACAUUUGUCACAUAGUCAAGUCACCUGCAAAUGUGUCAUGGAAGGUUCAAAGGCUGGCUACUGAUGUGGCCUAUAAAGCUGUGAGUUCAUUACAUGGUGCCGGUGUAUUUGCAGUGGAGUUGUUUCUGACAGAGGAUGAUCAGAUCUUACUAAAUGAAGUAGCUCCUAGACCUCAUAACAGUGGUCAUCACACAAUAGAAUCUUGCUACACCUCACAGUUUGAACAACACUUGCGUGCUGUUGUUGGUCUUCCACUUGGUGAUCCAUCAAUGAAAACUUCAGCUGCGAUAAUGUAUAAUUUACUUGGUGAAGAUGAGGGGGAUCGUGGUUUCUUUUUAGCUCAACAACUUAUUGGGAGGGCUUUGGGUAUUCCAGGGGCUACUAUUCAUUGGUAUGAUAAGCCAGAAAUGCGGAAGCAAAGGAAGGUAGGCCAUAUCACCAUUGUUGGUCCUUCUGGGGCUGAUGUGGAGAAGCGUUUGGAUUCAUUGCUGAAUAAAGAAAGAUUUGAUAGUCAAUUUGCAGUUGUACCACGUGUUGGGAUCAUAAUGGGCUCUGAUUCAGAUCUUCCUGUUAUGAAGGAUGCUGCAAAGAUUUUGACUAUGUUUGAUGUGCCUUAUGAGGUGCGAAUAGUUUCUGCACACCGGACUCCUGAAUUUAUGUUUUCUUAUGCCUCAUCUGCUCGGGAUCGAGGCAUUCAGGUCAUCAUUGCUGGUGCUGGUGGUGCAGCCCAUUUACCAGGUAUGGUAGCUUCACUUACUCCUUUGCCAGUAAUUGGUGUUCCUGUGCGUGCUUCUACAUUGGAUGGAGUUGAUUCACUCUUAUCGAUUGUACAGAUGCCAAGAGGUGUCCCUGUUGCCACAGUUGCUGUUAACAAUGCGACAAAUGCAGGUUUGCUGGCAGUAAGGAUGUUGGGUGUUGUUGAUGCUGACCUAGUAGCAAGAAUGAGCCAGUAUCAAGAAGACAUGCGGAACGAUGUCUUGUUAAAAGCAGAGAAGCUUGAAAAAGUUGGCUGGGAAUCUUAUUUAAAUUCUUGA
Messenger RNA from Trema orientale, 1944 nucleotides. NCBI's taxonomy places the organism in Eukaryota, Viridiplantae, Streptophyta, Magnoliopsida, Rosales, Cannabaceae. The record is from the annotation of a GenBank genome assembly.